Molecule: messenger RNA, 1491 nt
Organism: Parastagonospora nodorum SN15
Lineage: Eukaryota; Fungi; Ascomycota; Dothideomycetes; Pleosporales; Phaeosphaeriaceae
Exons: 5
Coding region: 1-1491 (496 amino acids)
Biological process (GO): transmembrane transport
Molecular function (GO): transmembrane transporter activity
Source: RefSeq, a predicted model, not a curated record
AUGUCCAUAUUUCCCUACGCCUACUACAUGAUCCAGGACUUCGGCAUCGCAAAGGACGAGAGCGCGCAUUCAAUGUACGUCGGCAUGAUCACGUCGUCGUUUGCAUUCGCAGAGUGCAUCAGCGGGAUAUUCUGGGGCCGUCUCAGUGAUCGCAUUGGGCGCAAACGAGUGCUCCUUGGUGGCCUCUUUGGCACAGGACUUAGCAUGAUCCUUUUUGGCUUCGCGAAAAACCUACCAAUGGCAAUGGUUGCCCGGGCUCUCGGAGGUUUGCUCAACGGGAACAUCGGCGUGCUCCAAACCACCGUUGCUGAGCUGGUCACAGACGAGAAGCACCAACCGCGCGCUUAUUCCAUCAUGCCUUUUGUCUGGUGCCUUGGCACUAUCGUCGGCGGUUUCCUUGGCGGAGUUCUCGCCCGGCCUGCACUUCAAUGGCCCGGCACGUUUGGAGGCACCAUUUUCGAGACGUACCCGUACCUGCUUCCAAAUAUUUUCUGCACCAUGGUGGUCUUGUUUGGACUUGCGGUUGGGAUCCUAUUCCUGGAGGAGACGCAUGAGGACCGAAAGUAUGACCGAGACUGUGGCCGCGAGGCGGGGCAAUGGGUCCUGCGUAAGAUCUGGAGACAAGAUGCAGAUGCGCCAUUCAGCGACAAGGAUGCUUCCUUAGACGAGAUGACAUCCAUGCUCGCUGACCACGACCUCGACGAGCAGGCAUAUCAAAGCACGUCUAGCACCCCGACUCUGUGCAGCAGGCGCACCUCAAUCUCCGAACCUCCGCCCUUUACCCUAGACAAGACGGUCCAACCAGCGCCUCAGGCUCGACAAGCUUUCACCACUCAGUUGCUGCCGAUCCUCAUGUCCAAGGAAGCGCCCGACCAUAGUGAGACUCGUCUUCCCUUCCACUUCAAAGGAGGAUUUGGUUGGUCGACCCAAAUGAAUGGAGCAUUCUUAGCUACACAAGGCGCGAUGCAGAUGUUUGCUCAGCUCAUCGUGUUCCCUUGGCUCAGCAAGAAGCUCGGCAGCUUACGCACUUUCUGGAUCACACUUUCUCUGUACCCUAUCCUCUACAUUCUCGCUCCAUACUUGGCGUUGCUUCCCGAGAAGCUUCGCAUCCCUGGAUUGAUGGCCCUCCUGGUGGGUAAGGUCACCUUUCAAUCGCUCUCCUACCCGUCGCUCGCCAUCAUUUUGGCCAACUCCUCUCCUUCCAAGAGAGUGCUCGGCACCCUGAAUGGCGCAGCGGCCUCUUCCGCUAGCAUCUCGCGCGGAUUCGGUCCCACUGUAUCGGGCCUCAUCGACGGCAUUGGCACGAAGCACAACAUGUCCGGUCUCGCUUGGUGGACCAUUGCCGGGGUCGCAUUGCUGGGAUGGGCCCCAGGCUUUGUCUUGUCCGAAGGCAAGAAACAGCAACCACGGGACGAAGAGACUCUACUCGACGACACAGCAUCAGUCAUGACGCUGACUCCCGACGACCCAAUGGAGACACUCUCCAAAUAG